ACGCUGGGAACGGGUGCGGGGGGACACACAGGGGUCGCGCUGUCCCUGCAUUUUGCCGGGGAAACUCGUAGGGCCUCUGGCUUUGCAGUCCUUCAUGGAACCAGCUGCGCUAAUGCAGGGCUUGGCUGCGGAGGUGAAAAACCACGGUUCAGCCGUGAGCGGAGGGGGCGGAGAGAGGUGGACUUGGCUGGUGCCGGGGAACAGUGCUGCCUGGGAACCCUUGCUCUGGGGCUCGAGGUUCGGGGAGCCUCGUUUACCCUUCCGUCCAUUCCGCUUUCCGUCCUUUUCCUGCCCCCUGCCCCCGAGGAGCGGAGGAUGUCACCUAAGCACCGGGACACAUCUGCUUAUCUACCUUUGGAUUGCAGGUGUAAUUAAAGAAUGCCAUCUCGUCACAGCAGCGCUGAAGAGCCGAGCCUUAGAUGCAGAAACAGAUGUGUUAUGUACAGUCCUUUAUAGCAAUCACAACAGAAUGGGCCGCCACAAAUCCCAUUUGGCCCUCAAACAGGUUGAGCAAUGUUUAAAACGUUUGAAAAACAUGAAUUUGGCAGGUUCAAUUCAAGACCUGUUUGAGUUGUUUUUUCCCAGUAAAAAUCAGCCCGUAAAUACCAGUGCUGUCCCUGGUCAGCCAGUGCUGGAGGUGGUGUUGAUGAAGGUUUUGGGAGCCUGCCAGUUGCUGCUUCGCUUGCUGGACUGCUGCUGCAAAACAUUUCUCUGGACUGUGAAACAUCUAGGUUUGCAAGAGUUCAUUAUUUUAAACCUUGUGAUAGUAGGGCUGGUGAGCAGGCUAUGGGUUCUCUAUAAAGGUGUUUUAAAAAGGUUGAUUUUGUUCUACGAGACUUUGUUUGGAUUGCUUCAAGAGGUCUCUAGGAUUCAACCAAAGCCUUACUUCAAAGAUUUUACCUUUCCUUCUGAUAUCGUUGAAUUUUUAGGAGAGCCAUUUUUUGAAGUCUUUAAGAAAGAAAUACCUACAGCUUUUGCAGCUAGAGGAAUAACUAAAUGGCUAAAUAAACUGUUUUUAAUAAGUGAGCAGUCACCAAAGGCCAUUGAAGAAACCUUACUUGGAAUUUCCAAAAAUGCUGAACAAAUGAAGAUAAAUAGACAGAAUAAUGAGGAUAUUGGACAGCCAGUAAGGAAUAAGAAAGUCUUCAGAGAAAAGUCAUCAGAAUUUGAUGUGAGGGCUUUCUGCAACCAGCUGAAAAACAAAGCUUCUCAGACCAGCUCUGAUUUUAAACUAAAGACAACCAAGCCUUCUUCUCAGAAAGUAAUGGCAAUUCAAGUCAGAAGUUUUGUACAAAGAUUCCGAGAGGCUGCGUCUUUCACACAACUUUCUGAAGAAAUCCAAAUGGCAGUUGUAUGGUGCAGAAACAAAAAACUCAAAGCUCAGGCCAUUUUUCUGGGUAACAAACUUCUUAAAAGCAACCGGCUUAAACAUCUGGAAGCUCAAGGUACUAGACCAGAUUUUUCCUCUCUCUGUCCUUGGAAGUUUGCCGAAGAAACUAGACUGCAUAAAGACGUCUGUUUGCAACUGCCUUCUUCGUGGCUCAGGUAUUAAAGUUUCGAAGCAUCAUCUGAGACAGAGAUCACAGAAUAAAUUCUUACAGAGACAAAGGAAACCACAGAGAAAGCUGCAGUCGACUCUUUCAAGGGAAAUUCAGCAGUUCCCUAAAGGGACUCACAAUGUUGCGGCAGAUGGUGGUGCUAAGUGGAGACUCGCACACUGUACUGUGCGUAAAACUAAUCGCUAUCCUAACAGUAAGCAAUGCUUGAGUAGUGGAGUUUCAGUGACUGUCAUGCAAACUAAGGAGAAAAUGAUUCAUGAAAAUCUUAGCGGCAUCCAUGAAAAUGAAACCGAUUCGUACACAGUGAUGCAAAUAAAUGAAAACAGUACAUUAAGAACCAUUAAGAAGACAGAUGACAUUGAUGAUAUUUUUGCUUUAAUAGGAGUUUAGAUGUUCAUACAUGAGACUUAGAACUGAUCAACUUACAAGUGAUCAAGGCUAGUUCAGUGUUGCGUUUUAAAUGGAACUGCUGAGAUCUGAAAGUACCAACUGGACUCACAGGAGCUGCUUUAGUGCAGCCCUGCAAAGGAGUUCAUUCCAUUUCAGUUACGUGUACAUUCAAAGUAGCACGGUGCCAUUUAUCAAGUACUUCUUUUUGGCUUCAACCACAUGCCAAGUGUUAAGAUGAAAAGUCUGCCACAGUCUGCCUUUUCCUUGAGUGAGGCUAGUAAGUCCCUGAGAAAGUGAACAAUGUUAUGACUUACCAGGCAGUUUAAGAACCAUUUGCAAAAACCAUUGUGCUUUGAGGUAGAUGAGGAGGGAGGAUGAGGAAUAGCAAGGAAACACCUGAAAGGUCACUUUGGCCUUAUUGGCUCCACUGUAGAUAGGUCUGCCUCUUAACACUAAAGUUUGUAGCUCCUGACACUUGUGCUGUCUUGUUUAAAUAUUGGAAUUGGUCAUCAGGCUUUGCCACUGCUUGUAUUACCAGGGUCUGGUUGCAACCAUUAUUCCUGUUCAUUUGUUCAUCUUAUAUUAAAGUGAGUUUGGAGUUCUCCAAGAA
This is a messenger RNA of Callithrix jacchus (white-tufted-ear marmoset), 2559 nucleotides long. It is a transcript of the gene RMP64, whose product is annotated as ribonuclease MRP subunit p64. NCBI's taxonomy places the organism in Eukaryota, Metazoa, Chordata, Mammalia, Primates, Cebidae. Gene Ontology annotation, biological process: positive regulation of Notch signaling pathway. Gene Ontology annotation, cellular component: nucleus. The record is from RefSeq and is a predicted model, not a curated record.